Messenger RNA from Geodia barretti, 4979 nucleotides. Lineage: Eukaryota; Metazoa; Porifera; Demospongiae; Tetractinellida; Geodiidae. The record is from the annotation of a GenBank genome assembly.
AUGGCGGACGAAAAGGACAUACCGGAGACGGCAAACUUCUUUGCUCGUCGCACGGAGUCAGUGGACGCGGCGGGGAUAGCGAGCCUGGUACAGAGACGCACGGAGACUGUAUUCGGCAGAGUAAACGUGGAGUACAUCAUCGAGCGAGCGACCCUGAGUAUCACACUGGUGGGCAGCGAGGAGGAAGGAGGAGAGAUCCUUGCUCAUGGCUCUCUGCUGGACUACCCAGUCCCCACCUCUGGAGUGGAGCCAGCCAGCUGGGAGGAAUGGGCCAGAGGCAACUUUACUGGAGACAUCAGAGCUUCUCCAAUGAAUUCACUGUUCCUGCACCUCUUUGUGGCCAAGGAAGGAUUCCAGCAGGCAGCCAUCGCAGAAAUCCUCAGGAUUGCCUUUGUUGCAGUUCCUCUGUUACAGUAUGUCAUCAUAACCACUCCCCCAGCCACCUCACUGGGUUCAGGUCUCCAGGCUCACUUCUGUGCCUGGCCAGUGGUUGAGGGUCAGAGUCCGUCUCACGUGGCUCACGUGUCACAUCGCCACCAGCACUUCCCCCAGCUCCACGUCAGACCUGCUCUUGUGGAGGAUGCCGAUGAUCUAAUGGUCGUUUUCACUGAGUAUUCUCACGACGUUACUCAAGACUAUGGACCCUAUUUCCUGGCUGAGCUAAUAGAGUCCCAGGACAGCCAACACAGGACCAUUGUCGCUGAGGUCGGAGGUCGUGCGGUGGGGUUUGUGAGCGUGACAUCAGAGGUGGACCUGGGAGUGUUGGACCGGAGCUUCCAGCUGGAGCCGUACCACCACCUCCGACACCCUGCCCCUCCCUCUACUGAGUCAGAGCUGGAGUCACAGUCAGUGCAGAGUAUUGACAAUAGUGACCCUCUCCACACCUCCUCCACCAGUCUGGUGGGAGGAGAGACAGUGGAUCAUCCUGCAGACCCCUCACCACAGGACAAACAGAAGAGAGAGGAAGGCUCUCCCAGGACCAGUUGGCCUCCUCCUCAUCUCUGGCCAGACUGGCUCAGAUUGCUGCUGCCACCAGCUCCAAAUCCAGACUGACACAGUCUCGCAGCAGGCUGGCCACACACUCGCGGACCAAGGUAGCUCCCACGUCAGAGACCAAGGUGACCAAAUCAGUGACGAAAGCCACCGAGUCGGGGACCAAAGUGGCAGAACCUGGCUCCAAAGGAACCGAAUCCAAACUCAACGCGGUUGAUUCAAAGAUCAGUGGUUCAACGUCGAAAGUUUCAACAUCUGAGGCCAAAAUGGUCGAAUCGAAAAGCGACAUGUCUGAAUCAAAGACGAGACUGUUGCCAUCUAAAUCACGAGUGGCAAGAGCCAGCCAGUCUGAGGUGACAGGGGGUGUGUCUGCAGCAGGAGAGAGCACCAGCAGCCAGCCCCAGGUGAAGAUGGAGGACACUACCGACUCUGAGGAAACCAGGGCUGACAGAGAGAGGGAAGAGAGGAGAAAGAGGCUAGCUGGGCAGCCGAGUGCCGUCGCUGUGCAGCUCUUUGCCAUUCAAGACCAGUUCGAAAUGAGAUCAGUGGAUCUGUUGGUGGCUGUGUUCCAGGCCUUUCCAGAUCACGACUUCUGUCUACUGUCUCUCCCGACCACAGUUCCCGAGUUCCCUCUCCUGUCACACUUCACGAGAGUACCACAUCGAGAACAGGCCACACCCCUCACGAACUCUACGUCGUACACAAGUGCUCCCUACUGCAUUCAUUUGUGGUUCGCCCAGCCAUGACCUCUGACCUGGGAGGAGUGAGGGACCUGCUGGAGUGUGUGGAGGGAAGGGAGGGUGUGAUGAGUGACGUGGUGAAGGGAGUGGAAGGAGGGAGGGACAGGAUCGAGGAUGGAGCCACACCCCUCUCUGCCAUGGUGGCCGAGUGUGCACACCAGAUUGUGGGUGUGUGCUGUUGUCAGGAGAGAAGAGGAGCUACUGUUCCUGAGGUCCCACUACAAUGUGGAGGACUUUUGUGUACAUGAGUCACCACAGACCAGAGGAACACGGGAGACUCCACCACCUCCUGCUCUCUCCUGCCUUCUCCACCCUCACCAAACACCUCCUGAAGGAGGUGCUGAGGAAGACUGGUAUGACAUGUCUCUACUACCCUUUCUACUCAUCCCCCCUCCCCCUCACACCUCACACCCUCACAAACCUCACACCAUCACUACUGCUCUCGCUGAUAUGGUGCCUGUUAGAUGGCGUAGACAGGUGGUGUACCCAGACAGAGAGAGACUGGGAGUCAACCAGCCACUGCCUCAGGUUCUGGAGGAGAAACAACACCCGUUUGCUCUCUACCAUUUCAACAGGAAACUGAGUCUGGAGCCAAAGACGGUGAUCAACAGUAGAGUGGUGGUGGUGGGAGCCUCAGACACAUCUCUGUCCUUACUGGAGUCACUGGUCUUCUGUCCCCACCUCUCCUUCUCCAACCUCUCCCUCCUGUCUCCCAGUGGCCUGCCCACUCACUCACUCCCUCUACUGGGGCUCUCUGCCUGGGUCCACACCGUCCCUGCCUCUCUCAUCGCCAUCAACAGGGAAGAGAAGGAGGUGGUAGUGUGGGGAGGGGGAGAGGAGGGAGAGGAGGGAGAGGAGGGAACUGUGCCGUACGAUCUCCUUAUUCUGGCCACUGGACUCCAGUUCGCACCUCCUCCGCUAACCUCUGACCCUGGGGAAACCCCUCUCAUUUACCACGACAACGACGGUCUGGGAGUAUUGGAAUGGACCCAGCAGUACCUGCUGUCUCAGGAGGUGCUGAUCUAUGGCAGUGGACUGGAGGCACUCACAACUCUCCAAUCACUACUGACAGGAGGGGUGGACCCCUCUCUGAUUACCUUCGUCAGACCACGCCCACACUCCUGUUUCAACAGUCGUACAGUGGAGGAGAGAGUUCAGAGGUCACUGGAGGAGAGUGGGGUACAGUUGUUGACAGGCCACACCCUCUCCAGUGUGGAGGAGGGCGGAGUCUCCCUGCUGGAUGGAGACCACACCCUCUUCGCACACUGCCAGGGCCUCAUCUGUAUGGAGGAGAAAGAAGUCACUGGAACAGUAUUCACAGCUGUCAAUGACUCGUGUCUGGUAUUUGAUGAGAGACUGGUGGUAGACAGAGACCACCAGACCAAUGACCCCGCCAUACUGGCUGCAGGGCCAAUGACAAAGUUCUCUCGCAGCUACCACUCCAACCACUGGACUCACGCUAAUUUCAACUCCAGAGAAGUUGGGCAGAAGCUGGCUGCCUCUCUGCUCUCCAGACUAGACCCCACUUACCAGGAGCCCUCCGCGACCUCUGACCCCGCUCUCCUACCCACCUACACACAGCCUAAAGCUGUCUACACCGUUCUCCCAGGUGGACUCCACUAUCUCCAUGUCGAUAAGCCACACCCCUCAGACCCUACAAACACACUCACGAACCAGACCGGCACGGGGCAUGAGCUGGAAACUGACACAGAAAAUGGCUACUUCAGACUGUUUAUCAACCAGUACAGUAGCGUCCAGACUAUCACUGUCCUCAGCUCGCAGGCCAUAGAGAGGACUAACUACCUGUGCCUAUAUGGACUCCAUGAGAAAUAUCUCAACAAUCUUCUCUCCCGCUAUUCUGAAGGCCUCAUCUCUGACCUCUUCACGUUCUUGAGGGAGCCGUGGACGUGUGCAGUGUACCACGACAGGUUCUCUGACCUGAGAGAGGAGGUGAGAGAGACACUGUCCCUGCAGCAGCUGACACCAGGAGGAGCACCAUCUGAGGUGAACCAACACCAGCCAGCCGCAGAGGAUGACGGAGGGACUGGGAGACAGUCUGUGGAGGAGAGAGUGAGACAACUGCUCACUGAUCAACAGACCGUGUCCCUGGAGGAGCAUAAGGACCAGUUGCUACGUGAAUUCUCACAGUCACCCAGUGAAACCGGCAGUGCAGCAGUUGCUCCAUCGCUACCUCCACUACAACCACUACCAUCUCCCCAUGUAUGCACACCCAGACAUUCUGUGACUGACACACAACCAAUAGCUCUGUGUAUAUAGUGUUGUAUGACUGAGAGAAUGGUGUGUUGUUAGUCAAUGUCAGUUGUUCUGCGGUCGUGUUUCUUCUGUGAAUGGUAUUUCUUCUCUACUCUCUUUCUCUGCUGGGCCUUCUUCUUCAGAACUCUGAUCCUGGCCAGAGUCAGUCCAGACGGUCCUCGUGGUACCUCAGACGCUGUGCAAACCAUUCCCUCCAGUCUGGCGACAGCCGCCUCCAGAUUCCUGUGCUGUGAUCUGUGCUCCUGUGAAGUGAUUAUCAUCUCCCCUUCCCUCGUGAUCCGCGACCUGAACAAAGUCAGUAGUCUCUCCCUCACUCUCUGGGGCAACCAGUCAGCUGAGGCCACAUGGAACCUCACCUCUGCCUUUGUGUUCAAUUUGUUCACGUUCUGUCCACCAGGACCACUGCUCUUGCUGUAUGUUACGCUCAGCUUCUCUCUGGGAAUUGGUCCCUCGAAGGUCUCCAGUUGUUCAGUGGUGUCAUCAGAGGACGAAGAGGAACAGAACCUAGUAGUGAAUGGAUUCCUGCAGCCGCUGCAUGCUGUCGAAUGGUGGAAGAAAGGAGAGAAUAUCGUCCAUUUUGCUCUCAAAUUGACGAAGACAGAAGCCAUCCACUUCACUUCACAGCACUGAAUAAAAGUGAAAUUUACAUCGGCAGCAGUCAAGUGGUAGCGUGGCCGAGCGGUCUAAGGCGCUGGUUUAAGGCACCAGUCAUUUCGAUGGCGUGGGUUCGAAUCCCACCGCUGCCAGUAUUUUUUACUCUUUUUACCAACUUUUGUUCAAACAGCACUUUCCCUCGUUUUACAAUCAUAAAUAUAUAUAUUCUGUGUAAUAAUAAAAAUAAUAUCAUCUUCUUUCACCAACGAAACCCUGUGCAAUGUGUUCACAAAUUGAAUGAGCCUGUUCGGAUGAUACAGCUUCACACACAAAACAGGUAAAACUGGUUUUACCAGUUGCCAUGCGAACUGACACGAU